Molecule: messenger RNA, 715 nt
Organism: Dipodomys ordii (Ord's kangaroo rat)
Lineage: Eukaryota; Metazoa; Chordata; Mammalia; Rodentia; Heteromyidae
Gene: Cstb
Product: cystatin B (stefin B)
Exons: 4
Coding region: 1-546 (181 amino acids)
Cellular component (GO): cytosol
Molecular function (GO): cysteine-type endopeptidase inhibitor activity
Source: RefSeq, a predicted model, not a curated record
AUGAGCACGGAGCCCGUUCUCGGCUCGCGUGGGGCCAAGCUACCAACGGCGUUAGAAAUCCCCUCCAAACGCAAGCCUGUAACCCCAGCACCUGGGAAUCUGACGCGGGAGAUCCAGAAACCCAGGGCAGCCGAGCUACUGGAGACACCUUGUCUCAAGAUGACCAAAGUGGAGCAGGAGCUCAAGCGGCACAGUGCCAGCCUUGAGAGCAAAGCACAGGGCCGUGCCCGUGGGGGUGGAACUGGGGGGGGCCUGUUUGUCCCCCGUCGCUGCGGGGUCACUGAGUCCCAGUCCUUGUCCUUCUGCGCCCCCCAGGUGAAACAAGAGCUGGAAGAGAAAGAAAACCGCAAGUUCUCCAUUUUCAAAGCUCUGUCUUUCAAGAGCCAGGUGGUGUCAGGGACGAACUACUUCAUCAAGGUUGACGUGGGGGGUGAAGAAUUUGUGCACUUGAAGGUGUUCCAGAGCCUGCCUCAUGAAAACAAGCCCCCAGCCUUGUCCGCCUACCAGAGCAACAAGAGCCAGCAGGAUGAGCUGGCCUAUUUCUAGUCCCACCACGCCAGGGGGCCGGAAGGAAGUGUCGGGUUGACCUCUGGGGUGCGGGCACCUGGCUGAGUUGCGUCUCUUACUUCCGUCCUGUCCUCAAUUUCACUAUUGAUUUUCUUUCUCACAGUUAAUGAUCGUUAUUUUCAAACUCAAAUAUAUUUUUUAAAGUCAA